Pteropus alecto (black flying fox) is the source of this 2604-nucleotide messenger RNA. RefSeq lists its product as uncharacterized. Lineage: Eukaryota; Metazoa; Chordata; Mammalia; Chiroptera; Pteropodidae. Gene Ontology annotation, biological process: DNA integration. Gene Ontology annotation, molecular function: nucleic acid binding; RNA-DNA hybrid ribonuclease activity. The record is from RefSeq and is a predicted model, not a curated record.
AUGUGCCGGGAGAGGAUCCUCACUCUCUGUCCGGUAUCGCAUAUUUGAAGGCUCUUAAACGAAGCGAUCUUAGUCCCCUGCCAUUCGCCUUGGAAUACCCCGCUGCUUCCAGUUCAGAAAUCAGGUACUCAAGACUACAGGCCAGUACAGGACCUCAGAGAAGUAAAUAAGCGUGUUGAAACUAUACAUCCCAUCGUUCCCAACCCCUACACCCUCCUCAGCCAACUGCCGCCUAGCCACCAGGUAUACACCGUCCUUGAUUUAAAGGACGCUUUCUUCACUCUCCCCCUAGCAAAGGCGAGUCAACCACUAUUUGCAUUUGAAUGGGAGGGCCCUGAUAAACUGUAUUCAGGACAAUUGACUUGGACUAGACUGCCGCAGGGAUUUAAGAACUCACCCACAUUGUUUGAGGAGGCUCUGAGCCGGGACCUUGUUGACUUUCAUCAGAGACAUCCAGAGACUGUUCUUUUACAAUAUGUAGAUGAUUUACUCUUAGCCGCUACCACAGAUGUAGAAUGUAAGUGGGCCACUGAAGAUUUAUUACAAGAAUUAGAGGUUAAGGGAUACCGGGUGUCCGCUAAGAAAGCUCCACUCUGCACUUCCCAGGCAAUGUAUUUAGGAUAUAAGCUGCAAGGAGGCCACCAGACUCUGUCAUCAAGCAGAACUGAGGCCGUUUUAAAAAUACCCCAACCCACCACCAAGCGGCAGGUCCGAGAGUUUCUCGGGGCCAUAGGCUACUGCAGGCUCUGGAUCUCAGGGUUUGCGUUAGCCAAGUCCCUGUAUGCCAGCACUGGGGGAAAGUCUGAGGACUUACACUGGGGGAAAGCAGAGAAAGUGUCCUUUGAGGCCCUAAAAACAGCCUUGACCACAGCCUCUGCUUUGGCUCUGCCUACUUUAGACAAGCCGUUCCAAAUCUUUGUGACUGAAACUAGAGGUAUAGCAAAGGGGAUCCUCACCCAGACUUUAGGACCAUGGAAGAGACCUGUUGCAUACCUCUCCAAAAGACUGGACUGUGUUGCAGCAGGGUGGCCUAAUUGCUUGCGGGCCAUUACGGCCACAGCUAUCCUCACCAAAGAAGCCCUGAAGUUGACUUUAGGGCAGACUAUCCAGAUUAUAGCCCCCCAUGCAGUGGAGACCAUGCUCCACAGCUCCCCUGGUCGUUGGAUUUCAAAUGCACGGAUCACUCAAUACCAGGUUUUUCUCCUUAAUCCCCCACAAGUACAAUUCUUGAAAACUUCUGUUCUUAACCCAGCCACCCUUUUGCCUGAUGAUGACCCUCAGCAGCCAUUACAUGAUUGUCUUGAGCUUUUGGAAAACAUCGCCUGCCUCAGGCCAGAGCCGCAGGCCAGACCUGACUGACGUCCCAUGGCCACAGCCGGAUGCCACACUGUACACGUCGUCGCAGAAGGAGUCAGGUAUGCUGGGGCGGCAGUAGUUGCCGGAGGGACUGUCAUCUGGCCUCAGGCCCUGAGCCACGGAAUAUCAGUCCAGCAAGCCGAACUCAUCGCUGUGACCCAAGUGCUCCGAUGGGGUAAGGAGAAGACAGUUAACAUCUAUAUAGACAGCAGGUAUGCCUUUGCUACUGCACAUAUUCAUGGGGCACUCUAUAAGGAGAGAGGAUUACUCACCUCAGGGGGGAAGGAAAUCAGGAACAGAGAAGAGAUCCUAGCUCUCCUGGAAGCCAUCUGGCUGCCUAAGAAAGUGGCUAUCAUACACUGUCCAGGUCCCCAGAGAGCUGAGUCUGAGAUAGCCCGGGGAAAUGCCUUUGCCGAACGAAUUGCAAAGGAAGCUGCCCAAAAACCAGUGCGGCCCAUUGACAUUCUUCCAGUUCUGCCCCCCAGAACGUUUCCAGACUCACCCGUCUACACCCCGGGUGAACUUGAAUUAUGCAGUAAGCUAAAGGGGGUAAAAAGACCCCCUGGAUUACCCGGUGCCUUAAGUCGGAAACUAAUCUCUCUAGUCCAUCAGAGCACCCACCUAAGAAGAACAAAGUUGAUUGAACCUUUGAAAAGAGACUAUUAUAUCCCAGAACUAUACAAAACUGCCAAAGAGGUAACAAGAUGUUAUAUUUGCGCCCAAGUUAACCCUGGGCCUCCUGUUAAAGUGCAAAUUGGAUCAAGACUAAGGGGCCAAGCCCUGGGGGAACAUUGGAAACUAGACUUUACAGAAGUAAGCCCUGGAACUUUUGGAUUUAAGUAUCUACUCGUGUUCAUCGACACCUACUCAGGAACGACUGAAGCCUUCGCAACUAGGAGAGAAACUGCUCAGGUAGUAGCUAAGAAAUUAGUAUCAGAAAUAGUACCCCGAUUUGGCUUGCCAUUAAUAUUGGGGUCUGACAAUGGCCCGGCGUUCAUCGCCAAAACAAGUCAAACCUUAGCCAGAAUAUUAGGCAUUAAUUAGAAACUACACUGUAUAUAUAGACCUCAGAGUUCAGGCCAGGUAAAAAGAAUGAACAGGACUUUAAAGGAAACUUUAACCAAAUUUAAACUUGAAACUGGCGAGAAUUGGGUGAGCCUCCUCCCCUUUGCCCUUCUUAGGGUGAGAUGUACCCCUUACCUCCAAGGCCUCACCCCAUAUGAAAUCAUGUUUGGGAGACCGCCACCU